AUGGACGCGGUGGUGCUGAGUGUGCUGCAAGCGCGACACGAGGGGCAUCACGACGAGGUGCCCAGUCCUGUCAUUCCCGGUGGAAACGCCCAUCAUGGCGCUCACUAUGCUAAUAUCACUUAUGGGUACAUUCUUGUGCUGAUAUCUAUAAUUGGCAUGGUAUGGAUAAGUGUCACGAACACUAUAAACAUCAGGUCAGCCGGAGCAGGCGUGUCUGGGUUGACUGGAGGAAUUUCAGGUCUGUCAAGGAAGCUGUCGGACAUUUCGCUAAGGGGAUUCAGACUUGGUCAUUUACUCUCCAAACCAUCUCCUAGAUUAGUCCUUUUGCCAUUAUGGAUCCUGGUAGUGGCUUUAUUAUCACUUACUGGUGGAGCUACAGGGUCACUGAAUGGACUGGCAAAACGGUUGGGAAGAAUUACGUUCGCAAUAGUACCGCUGAUUCUGUUCUUGUCACUCAAACCGUCACCAUUACCUAAUACAUAUUAUGUCAAGCUACUGACUUUUCAUAAAUGGAUCGCUAGAAGUGCUGUAUUAACAGGCUCGCUCCAUGGGAUCCUGUACACAGCAUACUUUAUUAGACAGGGAACCACAGUCAAGAUCCUCAAAGUGGAUAAUUUACUGGGAGUAGUGUUACUACUAGGGUUUUUGGUGGUGUUUAUUACUUCGUUAAGACCUAUUCGAACAAGAUACUAUAGACUAUUUUACGCGCUCCAUUAUCCAUUGGCAUGGGUUUUCUUGAUAAUAGCCAGUUUCCAUGCUCGUCCAGGAGUUGGGUUUCUAGCUCUUUGGUCGGCAUUUAUCCUGCUGGGCCAGGCCUUUUAUAGAGUGUUUACCUCACGAACAAUUCGCAUCAUUGAAAACUAUCAGGUAUCACCAACCCUGUAUUCAGUCACGCUUCCACGAGAUAUAAUGCCUGAUUACUUCCCAGCAGGUUCGCAUAUUAGACUGGGUAAACGAAGUCUGUGGUCACCUUUGUCAUGGCUUGAGCCUACUCAUCCGUAUACCAUUGCAUCUCUGUCAUCAGACGAGGCCAAUAUCAGACUUUUGAUCCGGAAAACAAACUUCACUAUUCAAAAUGGAGUUCAUUAUACGAUUUCAGGACCGUUUGCGAGCAGGAUAGCUCAAGAGCUCAGUCCAUCCACCAGUUCCAGUUCGGAUGGUGGUGCUGAUUCGGGUGUUGGGUAUAAAGCAGUAGGAGAUGGAGCUCGUAAAGUAGUAGUAUUUGCUGGGGGUUCAGGACUGUCAUUUGCAGCACCACUUGUUCGUGAACUGAGUUCCAUGGGUAUUGCCUACCGUCUUAUCUGGAUAACCCGUGACAAAACUGAUCUCAAGGCUCUCGAACUGCUUGAAAUCAGUGCUGCCGAUGUGUAUAUCACAGGUAAUAACCCCAACAGCUCUUCUAACGUCUACAGCGACAUUCUGGACCGUGGUAAUGAGUUCAACUUGAACCUUUCUUCUGGUCUUUCAGCACUGAAAUCAGUCUCUUCAGCAGCAGCCACUGUUGCUAGCGGAGGUCGAACUCGCGGUGUCAAUACCAGCACGACUGGAUACAAUGACUAUGAAGAAGAAAUAGAAUUCGAUGAGCUCGUGGAAUCAGACCCUGAACUUUCGUCAUCAACCUCGACUCAUGACGACGACGACACUCCACUGGAACCUGCCACCCCCAGCGACGCCAGCUCGUCGUCCUCUUCAUCCAACAACACACGAUCCAAACGACGAUCUAACACCAACCUCUCCGAUACCAGCCGAGCAAACACCAACUUCAACUCGACAAAACCCCCUACAAGCUCGUUUGCUCGAAUCACAAUUACCUACGGCCGACCCGACUUCUCCCAAUCCACAAGCACAUUCAUACUUCCCGGCCAACAACGCUCCUCCUGGGCCAUAGCCUGCGGUCCCAAACAGCUCGUCCACGACGUCGAGACCUGGGCCACUGCCAACCACAUUUCCUUCUCCGGCGAAAAGUACUUCCUAUAA
Sugiyamaella lignohabitans is the source of this 1977-nucleotide messenger RNA. RefSeq names its product Aim14p (gene AIM14). Bases 1 to 1977 code for a protein of 658 amino acids. The transcript has a single exon. The record is from RefSeq and is a predicted model, not a curated record. Lineage: Eukaryota; Fungi; Ascomycota; Dipodascomycetes; Dipodascales; Trichomonascaceae. Gene Ontology annotation, cellular component: plasma membrane. Gene Ontology annotation, molecular function: oxidoreductase activity.